AUGGAGCUCUGGAACUUCACCUUGGGAAGUGAUUUCAUCUUGGUGGGGAUUCUGGAUGACAGUGGUUCUCCUGAACUACUCUGUGCCACAUUGACAGCCCUGUACAUUUUAGCUCUAAUAAGCAAUGGACUGCUGAUCAUGGUCAUCACAAUGGAUGCCCGUCUUCAAGUACCAAUGUACUUCCUGCUUGGGCAACUGUCUCUUAUGGAUCUCCUCUUCACCUCAGUUGUCACUCCAAAGGCUGUCAUAGACUUUCUGCUUGGGGACAACACCAUUUCCUUUGAGGGAUGUGCCCUCCAGAUGUUCUUGGCACUGACACUGGGUGGUGCAGAGGACCUUCUUCUGGCCUUCAUGGCCUAUGACAGGUAUGUGGCCAUUUGUCACCCUCUGAACUACAUGAUCUUCAUGAGGCCAAGCAUCUGCUGGCUUAUGGUGGCCACAUCAUGGAUCCUGGCAUCUCUCAUGGCCCUAGGAUAUACCGCCUACACUAUGCAGUAUCCCUAUUGCAAAUCACGGAUGAUAAGUCACUUGCUCUGUGAGAUCCCUCCCCUGCUGAAGCUGGCCUGUGCAGACACCUCCACAUAUGAACUCAUGGUUUAUGUGAUGGGUGUGACUUUCCUUAUUCCUCCUCUUGCUGUCAUCCUGGCCUCUUACUCACUAAUUCUGUUCACUGUGCUCCAUAUGCCCUCAAAUGAGGGCAGGAAGAAAGCUCUUAUCACUUGCUCUUCUCACCUGACUGUAGUUGGAAUGUUCUAUGGGGCUGCCACAGUCAUGUAUGUACUGCCCAGUUCCUUUCAUGGCCCCAGACAAGACAAUAUCAUUUCUGUGUUUUAUACAAUAGUUACCCCAGCCCUGAACCCACUCAUUUACAGCCUAAGGAAUAAAGAAGUUGUUGGGGCUUUAAUAAGGGUUCUGGGAAGAUAUAUUCUGCCAGCACACCCUACUCUCUAG
Rattus rattus (black rat) is the source of this 951-nucleotide messenger RNA. Its product is annotated as olfactory receptor 2AG1-like. The transcript has a single exon. The record is from RefSeq and is a predicted model, not a curated record. Gene Ontology annotation, cellular component: membrane. Gene Ontology annotation, biological process: G protein-coupled receptor signaling pathway. Gene Ontology annotation, molecular function: olfactory receptor activity; G protein-coupled receptor activity. Bases 1 to 951 code for a protein of 316 amino acids. NCBI's taxonomy places the organism in Eukaryota, Metazoa, Chordata, Mammalia, Rodentia, Muridae.